Messenger RNA from Papaver somniferum (opium poppy), 1059 nucleotides. RefSeq lists its product as uncharacterized. The transcript is spliced from 4 exons. Bases 64 to 876 code for a protein of 270 amino acids. The record is from RefSeq and is a predicted model, not a curated record. Lineage: Eukaryota; Viridiplantae; Streptophyta; Magnoliopsida; Ranunculales; Papaveraceae.
AAUAUACUAGAGAAGAUAACAAAUGAGAGAAACUAAAAACAAGAAGGGAUAGAAAGAAAGAAAAUGGCAUCAUCAUCAUCAUCAUCAGUAGUGAUGAAUAUGAACAAGUUGUUAUCUUAUAAUUGCAAUACAGAUUCACAAGCUUUCUCUCAAAAAACUCAAUUUCAUUCUCCUUUGAACAUCAACCAACAACAUUAUUCAACUAGACUCUCUUCAGAGAUACUAUCACUCAAACCCAAUAAACCAGCAGGAACCAUUCUACAAAAACAUCUCCCAAGAUGUACCACUACUAGUGCUACUUCUCCACCUACAACAGAUGAUGUUUCGGAUGCCACUAAAGAGGUUGAGGAAAGUAUAAAGGUAUUAAAGAAAGCAGCCAAGACUAGAAAAGUUGAGAAACAAGAAGUUCUUGCGGCACUUGGUGUAAUCAAGAAGGCUAAUAAGGAUAUAGACCCUUCAAAAUUUCUUGACACCCUUGGUGGAACUCAAUCACCUGGAAACACUUGGAUGCUUAUCUUCACUUCUAAAGAUAAAAUCAAGAAAGGCAGCUAUUUCCCAAUAACCGCUGUUCAACGAUUCGAUGCAGCUGGGAAAAGGAUUGAGAAUGGAGUAUACCUUGGGCCACUAGGAUGCUUGACAUUUGAAGGAAAAUUUUCAUGGAAGAAGAGGAUUUUGGCAUUCACAUUCGAGUUGCUAAAAAUAAAGAUUGGACCGUUACCUCCUCUGAAGAUAAAUCUAGGAACACAAGAUGACAAGGAGCCAAGCACCAAAGACCCUUUCUUCAUAUGGUUCUAUGUAGAUGAAGAAAUCGCAGUUGCUCAAGGAAGAGGCGGUGGAACUGCGUUCUGGUGCCGUUGCCGCCGUGUUGCUGCAUAAUAUCAAUGCUGCCAGCUGCAUUUAUUCAUCAACUAUUUGGACAGUUUUUGUGUAAAUACAUAAGUGCUAUUCUUCCUUAAAAAAUAAACGGAAUCUUAUAGCCGGCGGCGUAUAAUCCAAGAAGGCAUGCAGCCCAUUCCAAGAAAUGUUUAUAAUCUUACAUAAAAAAUAAUCAAGAAAUUU